Chrysemys picta bellii (western painted turtle) is the source of this 4027-nucleotide messenger RNA. It is a transcript of the gene METTL4, whose product is annotated as methyltransferase 4, N6-adenosine. NCBI's taxonomy places the organism in Eukaryota, Metazoa, Chordata, Testudines, Emydidae. The record is from RefSeq and is a predicted model, not a curated record. Gene Ontology annotation, molecular function: RNA methyltransferase activity; site-specific DNA-methyltransferase (adenine-specific) activity; nucleic acid binding. Gene Ontology annotation, cellular component: cytosol; nucleus.
CUCCCAUAGGCAGGUCACGUGGGGCUUCUCUGGGAGCUGAGCAGGGGUCCCGCGUGCGGCGUUGCUCUCACCCCAGAGGCGCUGCCCGGCCCCGAGCUGCACACGCCCUAUCACGGUGCUGCCUAGGUCGCGGGCUAGCGGGGCAAGGCAGAGCCCCGGAACAGGCGCUGCUGGGCGAAACAGGGGCAGGUGGCUGGAGGGCCGAGGUCAUAUCAACAACCGGGACACAAUCUGGGUUUCCGCAGAGCUGGCUGUGAUUAGCGCUGCAGCCCAGAACAAGCCCAGCCUGGCCCUUCGAGGUGUGCGGUGACCCGACACCCUCUCUGGGGGCUGCAGGAUCAGCCCCCUUCCCUGCCCACCCAGAAAGCUGCAGAAGUCUGGCCAGGCUGAAAAAUCUAAACUGGAAAGCAAGUAUGAAUUUCAAUUCCAAUUUCUCAGAGACUGUCCUUGAAAAAGAGAGAAUGUGAUGUCUGUGGUGCAUCAGCUGUCAGUUGGGUGGCUACUGGAUCAUCUUUCCUUCAUCAACAAGGCCAGUUACCAGCUUUGCCCUUCCUGCCAGUGCCCUGCUCCCUUGGCUUCUCAUGUUGCUCCUGUUUCUUCCACCCCUUCUACAGAGGAUAUUGUUGCUCCUUCCACCGUUGAUACUACUUACUCUACUGGAGCUGCAGUAGAGAGAACAGGGGCAACACUAAAGAAAAAAUAUGUGUUUCGGGAAGAGUUCUUUCAUGUUUUUAAGCCCCAUAUAGUUUCAGCUCCCCAACAGAAGCCCGAGCAAGAAAGCUCUGAUGCUGGCCCAAGGGAGGGGAAGGACAGUGGCAAUGGAACAGAGCAGCACGAAGGAGCCAAGAACAGUGAUGGGGAUUCCAUUGGCAGUGCUAGGAAGAAACGUAAAAGAAAGUGUAGUGUGUUCAACCAAGGUGAACUGGAUGCUUUAGAAUACCAUACAAAGAUCAGGGGUCUGAUAUUGGAAGGCACCAGGUGUUUAAUCAAAGAAGGACUCAGAAGUGGUUUUCUUCACCCCAUUUCUGCAAAACAAAGUAGCGUCAAGAAUGUUAUUACAGGACAUGUUGGCUGUGGGAUGGCUGAAUUAUGUGAAAUGGCAAAACAUUUUCCUUCUGUGAAUGAAAAUGACCAUCGAUCUGCACAAAUUAUAGAUGAGGAAACAUCCAUUCCAGAGCAGGAUCUGCUUUCAUGCGUUACAGAGAACAAUACAGACUAUGCAAAGAUAAUAAAUUUAAUGGGACAGAAGUACCUGGUGCCGCCAAAAAGCAGUUUCCUUUUAUCUGAUAUUUCCUGUAUGCAACCACUUCUGAAUUAUAAGAAUAAAUAUGAUGUAAUUGUGAUAGAUCCACCAUGGCAGAACAAGUCUGUUAAAAGAAGUAACCGAUACAGCCACUUGUCUUCAUGGCAAAUCAAGCAAAUUCCCAUACCAUCGCUAGCUGCUCCAAAUUGUCUUGUGGUCACAUGGGUGACCAAUAGACAGAAGCACCUACGUUUUGUUAAGGAUGAACUUUAUCCUUAUUGGUCUGUGAAGACUCUUGCUGAGUGGCACUGGGUGAAAAUUACCAGAUCUGGAGAAUUUGUAUUUCCAUUAGAUUCUUCCCACAAAAAACCCUAUGAAGUUCUUGUGUUGGGGAGAGUUCAAGGAAGUAUAAAUUUGCCAUUAAGGAAAUCAGAUGUGGAAGUACUUCCAAUUCCAGACCACAAAUUAAUUGUCAGCGUACCCUGCACUCUUCAUUCACACAAACCUCCUCUUACUGGAGUUGAACUCCAACCAAUCAGUUAGACAAAAGGUGCCUCCCAUCCAAGCCCUUGCUCAUGCUAGGUCUGAAGAAUCUCAUCACCUUUGCACAAUGCCAUGAGGGUCUGCAAACUGGGGCUCUGGCGGAUCAAUGAUGAAUUUUCAAAUCAAGAGUGGAUGUUUUUCAAAAAGAUAUGCUCUAGGAAUUUAUUUUUUGGAAGUUCUAUGGCCUGUGUUAUAUAGGCGGUCAGACAAAGUGUUGGAAGUAUUAUUUAUGCAGGAUAUUUCCAUGACACCAAUGUAACCAUAAAUUCAUUUAUUAAAACGAAAAGGUCAAAUGCUAUUUAUAAUUGCUCUAAACAUGCCUAAAUAAUAAGCAAUUUAGUACAUCCAAACAGUAACAAAACACUUCUAAGCAUUUGAUCAAGAUACUUAUAAAUGGGCUAACCUCCAGGAGUGCUUAGACCGAUAUUGGUUGUCUUCAGUUUGGUCAGGCAGGUAUUAGCAGUGAACCCUUUAAGAGUUGACUUUAUACUAUUGUUUAACAAACAAGCGAUGUCAUUGCCAAUUAUCAGACCUCAGUUAAGGCCAGAUGAAGCGGUUUCUUAUAUAGCAAAUUACUUACUGCACCUGGUAUCCAAUUAACUGUAUUUUAUUUCUGUUACUUCAGCCCAUACUUUAAGAUAACACUGAUAUUUUGAAGGGUCAUUACAAGUUUAACACAACAACUCUUCUUUCGCAUGAACUCAUUCUUUUUGGUCACAUGCUUUGGGCCCAUUGCUCAUGCUAAUAUCUCAAUUUAAUUCAAAACUGUAGUUCACCCAAAUCUAAUGUGGACCUAUAUUACUGUACUAAGUGAUCACAGUGGCCCUUCUGGCCUUGGAAUUUAUGAACUUAUAGAUUAUAUCAUUGAAAUAUGCUAUACUUGAAGACUCGUCAUGUUCCAUCUGCUGCAGGAGGUGCCAGUAACCACAGGGAACCUGUUAGUUCAGUGGCCAGAGAAGGAGUCUAAAUCCAUAUUAGGUUUUGGGUGUAAAUCCAGGUACUGAUGGAUUUUAUAAAGCUCUAACUGGUUUGGGUCUUGGCUGUUGGAAAGACUGUGUCUCUCACCUUAAACCACCAUAAAUGAGAUCAGUUUGAGUUAAAUCACUGGAUUUAAAUGUGGUGAGAACUUGGUGACAAGGUGUGCAAAGUAGAAGUCUUUCAACUUUAAUUUAGCCCACCCUUCUCUCCAUACACACUUCUGACAAAAUCCUAAUUUGAUUACUCUUCUAUAUAGGCAAUUAUACUGACCUCAUUACUGUAGUAUCUGAGCAGCUUCCAGUGGUCCAUUAAAUGAUGUGAAUAACAUUUGUCAUGUGUGGUUCAUUCUUCAGGUCAUCCUCUCCCGAGGGAGAAAAUUGUGUGUGCAGUGUAGUGUUAGUUAUGGUAGGGUUAAAAAUCAUAUGCAUACAAUGCUAUGUAUUUCUGGUGUAGAAGGCAGGUUGAAGAAGUGUGCCUUGCACUUGGAGUGGAAGGUGGUGAGGUUGGAGGUGAUUCUUGAUUCCGGUGGGAAUUUGUUCCACGUUCUUGGACCAGCCCCCAAGCAGCUCUGUCUCCUGCACUGACAAGAUUUACUCUUAUGGUAGACAGUUGCAUUGUGUCUGAGGAGCAGAGUUGUCCAUGGCUAGGGUACUAGUCUCAACUCCUUUUGCAGUGUUUAUUUUGGAGGGUUUUUUGUUGUUGUUAAUAGUGUGUGUUAAUAUACAUGUGUCUGGAGACAAGUAAUUGGGCACAGGUUAGUAAUCUUAAAUAUAAGCAAGCUUGAAUCCAUGACCAUCCAUCAGCAAUGUCCUGCAAUGAGCCUUAUAUUCUAAGUCUUUCUGGUUGAUUAACAGGGGUGCCUGGGCUGAUCUAUAUGAUUGCAAGGCUCAUGGUCACUGAAGCAGCCACGACUCAGACCUCUUAAGACUUUAUUGGCCAAACUUGGAAAGACUUUACAGACAAACAGAAAUGCAGUCAAGUUGAGUGUAUGUAAUGUGAUAACUUUUGAACGGUGCAUCAGAUCAAUUCCAAAAUUUCAGGGAAUGAUCUAGUUAUCAGUGGGCAGAACCCUAUUGAUUUGGGGGAAAAUGGGGUACAUAUGGAGUUGUUGUCAUCUGUUCAGCGAAGCCACAGUUUCAGGUACCUCUGCACUUGUCUGUAGAUCAAACAACUUGUUGAUGGUACCCCUUAAUGCCUUCCAUCAUAACCUCUGCUCAUCCUCCCAAUAGAAUUUAAUGUGUUUGACACCUUGACUGAUUUGUC